Ostreobium quekettii is the source of this 336-nucleotide messenger RNA. The record is from the annotation of a GenBank genome assembly. NCBI's taxonomy places the organism in Eukaryota, Viridiplantae, Chlorophyta, Ulvophyceae, Bryopsidales, Ostreobiaceae.
AUGUCGGCAGUCGGCUACCUUGGAAGGGCUACCGGGACGCUGAGACUUUGCAACUUCCGCCCCUUGGCCCCUGGGGCGGCACGCUGGCUGUCCAUGGAGGGCCUGAAGGAGAUGCCGGAGCGGGAAAAAGCACAGGAGGCAGUUUACUUCAACAAAGAAGAGGAGAAACUGCUGCGAGGGGUAUUGAAGAAGAUCAAGUCGCAAGCGGACAAGGUGGACAAGCAUGCUGCUGCUGGUCAAGAUGCUGCUGACCUGUCUGCACUGAAGGAAAUUGUCCACAAGUACAACAUGUCCCAGGAAGACCUUGCUGCAUUGCUCACCUGGAAGCACAGCUAG